AUGCUGAAACGAAUUGGUUCAAGAAAAUGUCGAAUCUUGCCCGAAGAGAAUGAAGUAUUGAAGACAGGUGAAAAAUUAGCUGAAAUUCCUGUAACACAAUUAGCCACAAUGAAAUUAAUGGUUAAUCAAGUUUAUGAAAAUCAAGGUUUACAUACAACACAAUUAUUAGGUUGUAUUUUGGAUGGUUCAAUGCGUCAUACUCCUGAAGCGAUGAAAUUUGUCGAAACAGCUGCUCAAUUUGGUGUUCAACAAGCAAUCAAACAACGUGAUGCACCUUUUCACGAUUAUAGCCAGGCUGAUGAAAUGAAUCAAGUUCCGAAUUAUUACAAGCAAUUUAAAAAAGAAGCUGUUGGUAAUACUACAAUGACAAUGGAAGAGUUUCGUAAAUUUUGGCAAAAAACCGUUGAAUCUGAUAAAAUAGACGCGGCGUUACAUUUGACCAAGUAUUCGCUACAUUUGAUACAAAUAAUGAUGGAGCCAUAA
Messenger RNA from Adineta ricciae, 483 nucleotides. Lineage: Eukaryota; Metazoa; Rotifera; Eurotatoria; Adinetida; Adinetidae. The record is from the annotation of a GenBank genome assembly.